Poeciliopsis prolifica (blackstripe livebearer) is the source of this 1945-nucleotide messenger RNA. RefSeq names its product protein phosphatase 1 regulatory subunit 3C-B-like. Lineage: Eukaryota; Metazoa; Chordata; Actinopteri; Cyprinodontiformes; Poeciliidae. The transcript has 5 exons. Gene Ontology annotation, molecular function: glycogen binding; protein phosphatase 1 binding. Gene Ontology annotation, biological process: regulation of glycogen biosynthetic process. Gene Ontology annotation, cellular component: protein phosphatase type 1 complex. The record is from RefSeq and is a predicted model, not a curated record. The coding region runs from base 1 to 1206 and encodes 401 amino acids.
AUGCUGAGGGGUUUUGCCGUCUUGGCGACCUUUGACCCUUUCUGGUCUCGUUUCGGGACCGUCGUCUUCCAGCAGCUGACGACCUCAUCCCGGAUCAUCCUGCCUUCUAAGCCCCGCCUUCAUGGGUUGUUUUCAGUCCUGCUGCUCCGGCGGCGAAGGCCGAAGAACCGAGAGCAGAACCGAACCUGGACCUGCUGCGGCCCGAAGCUGCCGGAAUUUACCGGGAACUGCCGGAAACUACCGAACCCCGAACUUCUCCAUGAAACGCAGCAGACUCCAUUUCCCAUCAUGCCUGAGGACAUGGCCAUCAGGAUCUGCCUCGCAAGCUCUCCUCCUCUUCGCUCCUUCCUCAGUAACCAUGACUGUCAGUACGCGCCAGCGUCUGCGGGGCUGAGCUGCCGCCCGCUGCGACCGUGUCUGUCCUCAGGAUGCUCCAACGCCGUCUCCCUGGAGGCACCCGCCUCUGCGCCAAGGAAGAGCCCAAGGAAAAGCGUGGCGUUCGCGGACUCCCAAGGUCUGGCGCUCACCACCGUCCACAUCUUUACUGAAGAUGACCCGUUGGCUGAGCUGCAGUUCCACCUGACAGAGCUGGAGGGCGCACUGGACCUGGAGGUCAAAGAGUCAGCAGAAUCAGGUUCUGGCCUGGUUCUGGACUUCACGCCACCAGCUGCAGACUAUCUGGACCUGAGGAACCGGCUCAAAGCCCAGCACGUGUGUCUAGAGUCCUGUUCGGUGCAAGAGCACCUUCUCUCCGGUACCGUCCAGGUCCGGAACAUCUGCUUUGAGAAGUCCGUCUCAGUUCGGAUCACGUUCGAUUCCUGGAGCUCGUUCCAGGAUGUCCGGUGCCGGUACCUGAACAACGUCUACGGCUGCCCUGACAUCGACACCUUCACCUUCUCCAUCCCUCUCCCUCCGGACCUGGUUCCGUCCAGCCAAGUAGAGUUCUGCAUCUGGUACCAGACAAAAGACCAGGUCCACUGGGACAACAACCUGGGAAACAACUACCGGCUGGCGAUGGCGGACCCAGCUGGCCGUCCAGACCGGGCCUCUGGCAGAAGCCCAGGGCGGGAUGUUCCGAGGGACUGCGGCAGACAGAAGACGGACAGGAUGGACUUUGACCCGUUUGGAAGUCCCAGAACAUCAUUGGGGAUCUUCCCUGAAUGGCAGAGCUGGGGCCGGGUGGAGACCGGUGCCCCCUACUGGUAAUGAGGGACGCUUAAUCCGGCUGAUUUUUAUCAGGCAGAGAUUCUCCAGAACCGUCCGGAACCAACUGGAUCUCAUCCCAUCCCUGAAAAAGCUCCAGGGGAGCCUGUGCUGUCCUCAAAGAGUCACAACGGAACCAGAACUGCUGAAGGAACCCGCUCCAGAGAAGCACCAGAGCCAAACCGGAUCCCAAUAUCUCCAAACCAGAAUCUCAGGAAGAGUCCAGGUCCAGGACCAGCGAUGAAUUCUCCGAGCAACAACGAAGAGGUUCCUUGGAGAACCGGCCCUUCAGAAAUGUGCAAGAAGAACCUUCGACAGAACCUUAGUCAGGUUCAAAGGUCCAGAGCUUAGAACUCCUCAAACCUGAAACGGACCUCGGAUCCUCAGAACUUCAUGGCGGUUCUGAACCAAGACCCAAAGAUCCAUCCAGCUUUGUUCUCGUCUUCUGACCCAUCUGGACUUGAAAUGCAGGGAGAACUAGUGUGUCAGAACCAGAACAUCAGACGCGUUCUACAGGUGGUCCAGGUGUUGAUCCACAAAAAGUGGAUCAACACCCACAGCUUUAAAACCUGUAAGCGCCAGCGUACAGCGUAAAGAUCUUUAAUCUUUCUGUGGACGCAUUCCUCAUAGUCAUGGUAACUGCUGUAACCCACCUUCCUGAAGAGAGAGAGAGAGUGUGUGAGUGUGUGUGUGUGUGUGAGAGUGUGUGUGAGUGUGUGUGUGUGUGAGUGUGUGUGUGUGA